Molecule: messenger RNA, 1431 nt
Organism: Phytophthora sojae
Lineage: Eukaryota; Oomycota; Peronosporomycetes; Peronosporales; Peronosporaceae
Exons: 1
Coding region: 1-1431 (476 amino acids)
Source: RefSeq, a predicted model, not a curated record
AUGGUUCAACCCGGUGAAGCACGCUGGCAUGUUGCCCGCGAUCGCCGAGAAGAUGUUAAACUAGGACGCUCGCCGGGUUGGAAUCCGGUACGAGCCGAGCGUUCUAGGUACUGCAUCUAUACAUUCGUGAACAAGAACACGGUAGAUCGAGUAAGUGGACGGACUGAUCUACGCGGUAAUACAUGUCAUCUGCAUGCGAAAUUUGCCGCCAAGGUCUUAAGUCUACAUCGAUCGGACGACCUCUGCCGUUCUGACGCCGAAGUGCCCUUGGAUCUCCAGUCUGGAGAAACGCGGGGCUAUUGGAAGCAACGCAGACCGGAGGAAUGGUUCAAGCCAGCUGAUGGAGAAGUGACGACCGAGAUCCCGGAGCAUGAUCGCGAUCGAAGUCGGCCUCGCGUCAGCGAACACCGCAGAUCUGGCGAUGUGGUGCCCGAUCUCCUCCCUGGGGAGUCCAGAGGAUACUGGAAACAUCAUUCACUAGGUAAGUGGUUCCGUCAGGCCAAGAUCACUGGCAAGAUCAACAAUGAGAAGUCGAUCUUACCCUUAGGCACCGGCGCCGAGGUGUCCAUCGUGGACACCGCCUUCGCUCGUAAGGUGGGCUGCUACAUCGACACGAGUCAGAGCCAGGAAUGUGGGGGGAUUGGCGAAUACGUGUACAUGACGGAAGGAAGGACCAGGAUCAAGGUUACGCUGGCGGGAUCGCUGGUGUAUUUCUUCGAUAUCUGGGUUGGCGAUCUAUCAGGACAAGAGGCGAUCCUGGGUAUGGACUUCAUGGUUCCGGCGGGGAUCCGCCUCGAUCUUGCGGACGGCUCUAUCUGUCUCCCCGACGAAGUCAAGAUCCAGCUUUGCGGACGGCGUCAGCUGUACAACAACAAUGUCCGACACGUGUGUGUGGAUCAGGGAAUGCAGAUCGCGAUCGGGGAUUCGAUCGAGCUUCCGCUACGAAUGAAGGUGACGGAUCGAGAAAAGCUGUGGGUCACCCGUGGAGAUCGCUGGGUGCCGACCGUGGUCCGAGGACCCGGCAGGAUCCGAUAUCUCCAGGUUACCAACAUCAGCGACAAAGACCUCGUCUUGCAUCGGAAUGAACGGAUCGCGAUGUGGCUGGCUAGAGAUCGGAUACCCCGGAUCCCAGGAUAUGUGUCGAUCGGAUCUCGUCGAUACAUGGAAUGGCAGAAUCUAGCCUUUCAAGCCACGACAGAUGACCGGCCGACGAGCCAGGAGGCACCAACGGGACCUCCAGUAUCUGCCGUCGAGCGACCGAUUUAUCCUACGCCCCGAGCCAUUCUAUUGAGGGUUGCUGGUCUUGGGUACUGUGUACCAGUUGUACCUAUUAACCGGUUAACCCGAACCGGUCCAAUCCGAACCCACGUUGAUUAUGGUGAUAUUGAGGGUUGCUGGUCUUGGGUACUGUGUAUCAGUUGUACCCAUUAA